GGGUCUUUGGGACCGCUCGUGGGCGUAGCACUCGGAUGAUAUCGAAACUUGGUUUGUUUUUAUUCAUCAUGAUCCAAUUAACUUUACUCAGUCCUCCGCCGACCUUGAGGCUGUUUGCGAGAACAUCCAACGAGUUCCAACUUUAUCAAGACGUUCUACAGGAGCUCAAUGGGAUCAUGCAUACCGUCCUCAGAGCUCUGUUCGGAUUAUCAAUCUUAGCUUCUGCAGCGGAAUUCCCCAAUAUAGCAACCAAAGUGGAUGAUUUUCGAACGGCUUUCUCAGAUCUGUCUUGGGUGGUUAGAGACGUUGCAGGUGACAUCAGGACCGCCAGCAUAGACUUCCGUUACGCCAUUUGGAGCACCAUUCAAGACCCAAAACUAUCUAUAUCCUCGAAGUUGGACAUCUUGGAUUCUUGGAUGAAGUCUUUGGAAAGCAAGAAGCUGGGGGCUUUACGGAUGCCCGAUCAAUUCCAUCGUUUCUGCGGCGACUUUUCCAAACUAUCACAAGAAGCACAGGACACCCGUGAUCAGAGUGAACUUGCUAUCGAGAAGGAUAUCAAAUCUACUUCACAUAUGCUGCAGGAGCUUGGCGAAGAAGUUUCACCUGUCUUGCUUCUGAAAACCCUGGCUGGUCAACUAAAAUCUUGGAUCAAGAAACUUCGGUUUGCCAUGUUGAAUUGGAUGUCUCGCAGAAGUGCAUCUACCAACUCUUCGAUCCAAGCCACGCCGGGCAUUCGGUCUGUCAUGAGCAGAAGAGAAGAAUUAAAGGCGCUGCGUGACGAGAAAGAAAGAGAACUGCAAGUUUUACAAACUCGGAAGCGACAUCUGUUGGGUCUUCACUCAAAAAGAGAUCAGUUUGUUGAAGAGGUGGCGGCAACCUGCCAAAAGAUUGCACUCGUUGCUGCAAAGGUUGACGUCUUUAGCAAGAUGUAUCAUAAGCUUGAUGAAGGCACCGAGGGGAUUAAACAUGUUAUUUCGGAGCAAGCCCCAUCACUAGGACUUGAACGUAAUUCUCAUAGCGUUUCGUGACAAGCUUGAUCGGUACUCGAAGAUGUUGGAGGAAUUCCAGAAGCGCGCAAUGUGAACGAUUGAAGUUAUCUACUAUUUAUUUGUGGGAGUCUACGUCUCAUGCCGUUCUUGCGAGUCAUUUGAUGGGUUAAGACGCGAGGAUGAGAUGGACGGAUUUAACUAUCGAGAUGUUUCUAUAUACGAUCGAAAACAUCCAAAAUAGGCAAUGACUUUAUUUUCAGGUGAUCGUCGAUAUACCCAAUGCGAGUUGCAGUUCCUGCAUCGUAGAAUACAGGAGUAGCUGAACACGCGAAUGUUUCCAGUUAGCCACAUCGCCGCCCUGAUGAACUUGCGAAUGUUAUGCAUACCUCAACAGAUUCAUGACUGGUAGCGUUGGUGUCAGAGGAUAGGAGCCUAACGCCAUGCAGAUUUAUUACUUCAGCGCACGUUCUCUCUAGUAUGGAGAUGCUGGGGAGCAAUGCCAUUAAUCCGCUUUCAAUGUUCAGUAGUACAUCCAUGGUCUCUCGUUGGUCGCUCAAUUGGUCUCUCCU
This is a messenger RNA of Somion occarium, 1558 nucleotides long. Lineage: Eukaryota; Fungi; Basidiomycota; Agaricomycetes; Polyporales; Cerrenaceae. The record is from the annotation of a GenBank genome assembly.